Messenger RNA from Vicugna pacos (alpaca), 529 nucleotides. Its product is annotated as testis expressed protein 56. Lineage: Eukaryota; Metazoa; Chordata; Mammalia; Artiodactyla; Camelidae. Gene Ontology annotation, molecular function: nucleic acid binding. The record is from RefSeq and is a predicted model, not a curated record.
GAGAGCAGUUGCAGGGGACUCUGCCCUCCCCAUCCUCUGUCUGCUCUUCUCUGUCACUUAACGGGCCAUCAUGGGAACAGCCAGGAACAACCAGAUUGAACUGAAACUCCCACUCCUUGAGAAACCGAAGACCCCAAAGGACUACGGCCAUCCUGAGGUCCUCCGCCACACCUUUGAGAGCCUGUCUAACCUCCACAAGCUGCUUCCAAAUCAUCUGAUGGAGCUGCUACAUUCCUACAAGAGUGACGAGGACAAGAAAAAGUGUGAGAACUCUGAAUUCUCUGGCUUAGAAAGAAUCUUAGCAAGACAUCAAUUUCCAAAAGAGAUUAAUCUGACCCCCAAACCAAGCAGUAUGCCCCUGUGGAGAAGGCAAGUCAACAACAGUGCAAAUCAGGGGUGGAAGAAAUGCCAUUUGUGGAGCAGAAACAUUAACGAGCCUCCAACGUCAACCAUAGUUGUCAGGUAGGUGUUUGACUGUGGUCCCACGAGGGCAUAUUCAGAGGGGUACAGGGUGACGACAAACCUCCUU